UACAUGCAAAAGUGGUUGACGUACUACAAUAUUCUGACAGCACCACCCUUGGUGUCUACCCAUGCCACAAAGAAAAUACACAAAGCUUUUAUAGAGAUAUCACUGUAGAUAUAUUGAAUCGAAGCUGUUGGUUUGGUUGUUUUCUUCCUCUCUCUCUCUCUCUCUCUCUCUCUCUGUGGAAUUAUCAUUAAAUUUAUCUGGUCCUUACUGUCUUCCUCUAGCAGUUAAAAGAGGUGGGCACUGUCAUAAAAACAAGAAUCCAUAUUCCUAUCAAUCAUCAUCUCUUAUCUUACAGUUCUGGCUCUUUCUACUUAUCUUUUUGAGCUUUAUUUGCUGUAAAUGCAGCACGGUUUAACCAUAUUUUUUUGAUGGGGAAGAAGGGAGGGACUUCAUGGUUGACUGCCGUGAAAAGGGCUUUUAGAUCUCCUACUAAAGAGAGUCAUGACAAGAGAAGUAACAGAAGAAGGGAAGAACCUGAGCAAGAAGAAGAUGAAGAAAAGAAGAGAGAAAAGCGAAGAUGGAUCUUUAGGAAACCCACAAGUCAAGAAACGGUGACACAACAAACACCAGUGAAGGCUACCGCUAGUACUCAGGCUACAGGUAAUGGUGCAGGUGCAGCAACAGACAGUGCAACUGCUGCAGCAGACCAAAGGCACGCUAUUGCUGUGGCGGUGGCUAAGGCAGCCGCAGCCGAGGCUGCGGUGGCCACGGCACAAGCGGCUGUAGAGGUGGCUCGGUUAACUAGACCUUCUAAUUAUGCUAAAGAACAACACUAUGCUGCCAUUGUUAUUCAGACCGCUUUUAGAGGAUAUCUGGCAAGGAGAGCUCUUCGUGCGCUAAAAGGAUUAGUGAAGUUGCAAGCUUUAGUAAGAGGUCACAAUGUGAGAAAGCAAGCCAAGAUGACACUCCGGUGCAUGCAAGCUCUGGUUAGAGUGCAGGCUCGGGUUCUUGAUCAAAGAAUAAGGCUCUCGCAUGAUGGAAGCAGAAAAUCCGCAUUUAGCGAUACAAAUAGCGUGUGGGAAUCACGGUAUCUUCAAGACAUUUCGGACAGAAAAUCACUAUCAAGAGAUGGAAGUAGCAUUGCAGAUGAUUGGGAUGAAAGGCCUCACACAAUUGAGGAAGUCAAAGCUAUGUUACAACACAGAAAAGAAGCUGCUUUGAAGCGGGAAACGAACUUAUCCCAGGCAUUCUCCCAACAGACGAGAAGAGCUCGUAGGAGCCCGUCAAUGGGUGAUGAAGGCGAUCUCGAAGGUAGACCAAAAUGGCUUGACCGUUGGAUGCCUUCUAAGCCAUGGGAUAACAGAGGAAGAGCUUCAACAGAUCAAAGAGAUCCUGUCAAAACUGUAGAAAUGGACACUUCCCAGCCUUACUCAUAUUUGGCACCUAAUUAUAGAAGAACAAAUUCAAACCAAUAUCACCAAGCUCAACCCCAAAACCAAAGGCCUAGUUCACCUCUACAUAGAGCUCAACAUAAUGCACCCCUCCACCACUCGCCCAUUACACCCUCUCCAUCCAAAACCAGGCCUAUUCAAGUUCGGUCCGCGAGCCCUCGAUGUCCUAGGGAAGAGAGAAGCUCAAUUUCAUCUCAAACUCCGAGCUUAAGGUCCAAUUACUAUUACACCGGCAGGGUUGGUACUAACUAUAGUGGUAGUGGCAAUAAUGCUGCUACAUUGCCUAAUUACAUGGCAGCAACUGAGUCUGCAAAGGCUAGAAUCAGGUCUCAAAGUGCACCAAGGCAGAGGCCAUCUACGCCAGAGAGGGACAGAACUGGUUCAGCAAGAAAACGGCUAUCGUUUCCAGUCCCAGAACCUUAUGGUGUUGGGAUGGGAUAUGGAGGUUAUGGUCAUAAUUUAAGGAGUCCAAGUUUUAAGAGUGUAAGUGGGUCACGCUUUGGAUUGGAACAACAAUCUAAUUAUUCUUCUUGCUAUACUGACAGCCUUGGCGGUGAGAUCUCUCCAUCUUCAACUAGUGAUCUGAGAAGGUGGUUGCGGUGAUCCCUGGAAAAAGUUGAAAAACAGUUUGGGGACUAUGUAGCUCCUUUGUCUAGUUUGCUUUUAUCAGCUUUAUAGAGGGUAGUAGGGUGGCUAUUCGGCUAAGGUAGUUUGGGUGAUCAAAGUGUGUUAUUCCUUGCUGAUUUUUCUUGUUUGAGUUUUUUCUAUUACCAAUUUUUACUUGAAAGCGAAGCUAUAAGUGGGGCAAAUGUGAUGACCCUCCUCACUGGAAUCUUAUUUCAGGAUAUUCAUAACUAAAUUGAGUGACUCUUUUGACUGUCUAAUAUAAAGUAACCCUGUAAUUCUGUUCUUCUGUUGCCUCUAUUUUAUAUAUAAAGCCUAUCUUCUUUCCGUGUA
Molecule: messenger RNA, 2348 nt
Organism: Theobroma cacao (cacao)
Lineage: Eukaryota; Viridiplantae; Streptophyta; Magnoliopsida; Malvales; Malvaceae
Gene: IQD17
Product: IQ-domain 17
Molecular function (GO): protein binding
Source: RefSeq, a predicted model, not a curated record